Messenger RNA from Botrytis porri, 3636 nucleotides. RefSeq lists its product as uncharacterized. Gene Ontology annotation, molecular function: mRNA binding. Gene Ontology annotation, cellular component: U2-type prespliceosome; catalytic step 2 spliceosome; U2 snRNP. Lineage: Eukaryota; Fungi; Ascomycota; Leotiomycetes; Helotiales; Sclerotiniaceae. Gene Ontology annotation, biological process: spliceosomal complex assembly. The transcript has 3 exons. The record is from RefSeq and is a predicted model, not a curated record. Bases 1 to 3636 code for a protein of 1211 amino acids.
AUGUCCGACACCGACUUCGAGACGAUCAGGAAGCUACAGGCUGAGAGGAAUGCUGCCUCUGCUGGUAAGAAGGGAUCGAAGACAUUUGAUCCAUCAAGUCAGCGAACUGAUGUUUCCACCAAGGCCUCCUUAACAGAAAGCUUCGAUACCAGUCUUUAUGAGCGCGAUGGCGGUGAUAAAUUCGCAGGUUAUAAUACUUCCAUCGCAGUGGCAGAUGGUGAUGAUGAUGAGAUGGAGGAAGCUGAUACCAGCCGAAGAUUGGUAGGCCAAUACACAGCUUCUAAGGAACAGAUGAACGAAUUCGCACAGGGUAAUGGGGUCGAGGAGGAAGAUAUUCUCUUAGGGAGAGAGAAAAGUGCACGAAUUUCCGAUCGCGAAACCGAUUACCAAAAACGUCGGCACGAUCGAGUCUUGACUCCUACAAGAGCUGAUGGAAAUGCUGAAAGCUACAGAGAUGUCAUGGCUAGGAGAGAACUCGAGCGAGAGGAAGAGAGAGUCAAGAAAGCCAUUGAGGAGAAGAAGGCGAAUGGCGAAGUCAUCCACCAUACUGCAACGCUGGUCAAGGAAGGUAGUGGUUCUCCUGGUAAUAAGGAAAACGACGAAGCUGGUUCCACGGAAGCUGUCGCAAGUGGUCGCAAAAGAAAGAAGAGAUGGGAUGUUGGCACUGAGGAAGAUACUAGCAUGGCUCCACCAUCAGCAGAGGGUAAAACCAAACGUUCGAGAUGGGAUCAAACACCAGCUGUCGGGGGCGCUGCGGUUGACGAAACUCCUAGGAGAAGAUCUAGAUGGGAUCAAGCACCUGCUGCCACCCCUAUGGGCAAUCAAGGAUUAGUAACACCAAUGCAUCCAUCACAAAUGGGCGGUCCAUCUAUACCAACUACAUUCGGAACUGAUAUAUCAUCGAGAAAUGCGCCGCUUUCAGAUGAGGAACUUGAUAUGAUGUUACCAUCUGAAGGCUACAAAAUCUUAGAACCUCCACCAGGUUACGCUCCAAUACGAACUAUUGCGCAAAAGGUCAUGUCUACACCGUUACCUACUGGCGGAUUUAUGAUGCAAGAUCCAGAAAGUGGAAGACAAUUAGCAAAACAGCUCCCAACAGAAAUACCCGGCGUAGGAGAUUUACAAUUUUUCAAGGCGGAGGAUAUGGCAUAUUUUGGAAAGCUCACAGAUGGUAGUGAUGAAAAUUCUAUGAGUGUGGAAGAACUUAAAGAAAGGAAGAUUAUGAGGCUCUUACUCAAAGUCAAGAAUGGAACUCCCCCUAUGCGAAAGACUGCUUUGCGUCAACUCACGGAUAACGCAAGACAAUUUGGCGCUGGACCAUUAUUCAACCAAAUCCUUCCAUUGCUCAUGGAAAAGACACUUGAAGAUCAAGAACGCCAUUUAUUGGUUAAGGUUAUUGAUCGCAUCCUCUACAAACUUGAUGAUCUUGUCAGGCCUUAUGUUCACAAGAUUCUGGUCGUCAUCGAACCAUUGCUUAUCGAUCAAGACUACUACGCUCGAGUGGAAGGUCGAGAAAUCAUUUCCAAUCUCAGUAAAGCGGCCGGUUUAGCUCACAUGAUCAGUACUAUGCGACCAGAUAUUGAUCAUGUUGAUGAAUAUGUACGAAAUACAACUGCUAGAGCAUUUGCUGUCGUCGCUUCCGCACUUGGUAUUCCCGCACUUCUUCCUUUCUUACGAGCAGUAUGUAGAAGUAAGAAAUCGUGGCAAGCAAGACAUACUGGUGUAAAGAUUGUUCAACAGAUCCCUAUCUUAAUGGGUUGUGCUGUGCUUCCUCAUCUAAAAGGUUUGGUUGAUUGUAUUGGUGGUAAUCUUAAUGACGAUCAAACAAAGGUUCGAACUGUUACCAGUUUGGCAAUUGCAGCUUUAGCAGAGGCAGCAAAUCCAUAUGGUAUCGAGAGCUUUGAUGAUAUCCUCAAUCCAUUAUGGACCGGUGCUAGGAAACAACGUGGAAAAGGUCUUGCUGGUUUCUUGAAGGCCGUUGGAUACAUCAUUCCUUUGAUGGAUGAAGAAUAUGCCAACUACUACACAGGACAAAUCAUGGAAAUUCUAUUGAGAGAAUUCUCAUCUCCGGAUGAGGAAAUGAAAAAGGUAGUACUUAAGGUUGUUUCACAGUGCGCCGGUACCGAUGGUGUAACAGCAGGGUACCUAAAGGAGAAUGUGUUAGAUGAGUUUUUCAAGAGCUUCUGGGUUCGAAGAAUGGCAUUAGACAAGCGGAACUAUAGACAAGUGGUUGAGACUACUGUCGAUCUCGGCCAAAAAGUCGGCGUUGGCGAGAUUGUGGAGCGUAUCGUCAAUAACUUGAAGGAUGAAAGCGAAGCAUAUCGCAAAAUGACUGUGGAAACCAUUGAGAAGGUUAUUGCUAGUCUCGGUGCUGCAGACAUUGGUGAGAGACUCGAAGAACGACUUAUCGACGGUAUUCUGCACUCUUUCCAGGAACAGAGUGUCGAGGAUAUCGUUAUGUUGAAUGGAUUUGGAACUGUGGUCAAUGCUCUUGGUACGAGAUGUAAACCAUACCUCCCCCAGAUUGUCAGUACCAUUUUGUGGCGAUUAAACAACAAAUCUGCCACUGUUCGACAACAAGCGGCGGACUUGAUUUCUCGUAUCGCAAUGGUUAUGAAGCAAUGUGGUGAAGAUGCUUUGAUGGGAAAGCUAGGUAUCGUUCUUUACGAGUAUCUCGGUGAAGAAUAUCCAGAAGUUCUUGGUUCUAUCCUUGGUGCCUUGCGUUCUAUUGUCACUGUGGUUGGUAUCAAUCAAAUGCAACCUCCAAUUAAGGACUUGCUUCCUCGACUUACACCAAUUCUACGAAAUCGACACGAGAAGGUACAAGAAAAUACCAUUGAUUUGGUUGGUCGUAUCGCCGAUCGUGGUCCUGAGAGUGUUAAUGCUAGAGAAUGGAUGAGAAUCUGUUUCGAACUUUUAGACAUGCUCAAGGCCCACAAGAAAGGUAUUCGUCGUGCUGCCAAUAACACAUUCGGUUUCAUCGCCAAAGCUAUUGGACCUCAGGAUGUUCUCGCUACUCUACUAAACAAUCUCCGAGUUCAAGAACGUCAAUCUCGUGUCUGUACAGCUGUGGCAAUUGGUAUCGUCGCGGAAACUUGUGCUCCAUUCACAGUUCUCCCAGCUUUGAUGAACGAAUACCGUGUUCCCGAACUUAAUGUUCAGAAUGGUGUUCUGAAGUCACUUUCUUUCCUCUUCGAAUAUAUUGGUGAGAUGGCCAAAGAUUACGUUUAUGCCAUUACGCCUUUACUCGAAGAUGCAUUGAUCGAUCGUGAUCAAGUUCAUAGACAGACUGCCGCCUCUGUUGUGAAGCAUGUGGCAUUGGGCGUCGUUGGUCUUGGUUGUGAAGAUGCUAUGCUUCAUCUUCUUAACUUACUAUACCCCAAUUUAUUCGAGACCAGUCCGCACGUUAUUGAUCGUAUUGUCGAAGCUAUUGAGGCUAUCAGAAUGGCAAUUGGACCGGGUCUUGUUCUUAACUACGUCUGGGCUGGUCUAUUCCAUCCCGCACGCAAAGUUAGACAACCUUAUUGGACGCUUUACAACAGCGCUUAUGUAUUAUCGGCCGAUGCUAUCGUGCCUUACUACCCAAACAUGGAUGAUGAGAAGAUGGAUAGGCCUGAUUUGGCAAUUGUGAUAUAA